Molecule: messenger RNA, 9024 nt
Organism: Phodopus roborovskii (desert hamster)
Lineage: Eukaryota; Metazoa; Chordata; Mammalia; Rodentia; Cricetidae
Gene: Kdm7a
Product: lysine demethylase 7A
Exons: 20
Coding region: 20-2848 (942 amino acids)
Biological process (GO): protein demethylation; regulation of transcription by RNA polymerase II
Molecular function (GO): transcription coregulator activity; histone demethylase activity
Source: RefSeq, a predicted model, not a curated record
GUGCGUGCGUGUUUUAAAGAUGGCCGGAGCGGCGGCGGCCGUGGCCGCGGGAGCAGCAGCCGGGGCCGCCGCGGCCGCCGUGUCGGUGCCGGCUCCGGGUCGGGCCUCGGCGCCCCCUCCGCCCCCGCCCGUGUACUGCGUGUGCCGGCAGCCGUACGACGUGAGCCGCUUCAUGAUCGAGUGCGAUGCGUGCAAGGACUGGUUCCACGGCAGCUGUGUCGGUGUAGAAGAGCAUCAUGCUGUUGACAUCGACUUAUACCACUGCCCCAACUGCGCAGUCCUACAUGGUUCUUCCUUGAUGAGGAAGAGGAGAAACUGGCACAGGCAUGACUACACAGAAGCGGACGACGGCUCCAAGCCCGUGCAAGCCGGGACCAGGGCCUUCGUCACAGAGCUGCGUUCCCGCGCCUUCCCAAGUGCCGAUGAAAUUGUUGUAAAGAUGCAUGGCAGUCAGCUGACACAAAGAUACCUGGAGAAACAUGGAUUUGAUGCUCCUAUUAUGGUCCCUAAAUUAGAUGACCUUGGACUCAGGCUCCCUUCAGCGACCUUUUCAGUGAUGGAUGUGGAACGUUAUGUAGGUGGUGACAAAGUGAUAGAUGUCAUUGAUGUGGCAAGGCAGGCGGACAGCAAGAUGACACUUCACAACUAUGUUAAAUAUUUCAUGAAUCCUAACAGACCAAAAGUGCUGAAUGUGAUCAGCCUUGAAUUUUCAGAUACAAAGAUGUCUGAAUUGGUGGAGGUCCCUGAUGUAGCCAGAAAACUUUCCUGGGUGGAAAAUUAUUGGCCAGAUGACUCGGUCUUUCCUAAGCCCUUUGUCCAGAAAUACUGCUUAAUGGGAGUUCAAGAUAGCUAUACAGAUUUCCACAUUGACUUUGGUGGGACUUCUGUCUGGUACCAUGUCCUUUGGGGUGAGAAGAUUUUUUAUUUGAUAAAGCCAACAAAUGAAAAUUUGGCACUCUAUGAAUCUUGGAGUUCAUCUGUGACCCAGAGUGAGGUGUUCUUUGGAGAUAAAGUAGAUAAAUGCUACAAGUGUGUGGUAAAGCAGGGACAUACCUUAUUUGUUCCUACAGGGUGGAUUCAUGCUGUGCUCACUUCUCAGGACUGUAUGGCUUUUGGGGGUAACUUUCUACACAACCUCAACAUUGGCAUGCAGCUCAGGUGUUAUGAAAUGGAGAAAAGACUAAAAACACCAGAUCUUUUCAAAUUCCCUUUCUUUGAAGCCAUAUGCUGGUUUGUAGCCAAAAGUUUGCUGGAAACCCUGAAAGAGCUGAGAGAAGAUGGGCUCCAGCCUGAGACUUACUUAGUGCAGGGAGUGAAGGCAUUGCACACCGCCCUGAAAGCGUGGGCGAAAAAAGAACUUGUAUCUGAACAUGCCUUUGAAAUUCCAGACAAUGUCAGACCUGGACAUCUUAUUAAGGAACUUUCUAAAGUAAUUCGAGCGAUAGAGGAAGAAAAUGGCAAACCAGUUAAAUCUCAGGGAAUUCCUACUGUGUGUCCAGUUUCACGGCCUUCAAAUGAAGUAUCUUCACCGUAUCAUUCCCGGCGAAAGAUGAGAAAACUUCGAGACCAUCAUGUCAGAACUCCUUCUAACCUAGACAUCCUUGAGCUCCAUACAAGGGAAGUCCUCAAAAGACUAGAGAUGUGUCCGUGGGAGGAGGACAUACUGAGCUCUAAACUGAAUGGAAAAUUCAACAAACAUCUCCAGCCAUCUUCCACCGUACCUGAUUGGAGAGCGAAAGAUAAUGAUCUACGAUUACUGCUGACAAAUGGAAGAAUAAUUAAAGAUGAGAGACAGCUGUUUGCAGAUCGGAGUCUUUAUACAGCAGAUAGUGAAAAUGAAGAGGACAAGAAACCAGCAAAGAAGGCAAACGUAAAGACAGAAGAGCACUCAGGAAGAGAGGGGCCAGAAAGUGGAGGGUCCCCAGAACCACUUAGCAGAAUUUUUACAAGUGUGAACUCAGAACUCAGGAAUAGAGCAUCAGAAUAUUCUGAUGUUUCUGAUUCAGAAGACUCUGGACCUGAUUGCACUGCCCUGAAAAUUAAUUUUGCCGCUGAAGACUCUGAAAGCUCGGGUGAUGAAAAGAACCCUGAAAUAACAUCAAACUUUAAGGAGGAAUCUGAUAUAGAGAGGAGCCUCCUUCAUAAGGGCCAGAAGCCAUCUAGAAAUGAAAUCCCAGUUAAAAGGGAAUGUCCUACGUCGACGAGCACAGAGGAAGAAGCUAUUGAGGGCAUGCUGUCGAUGGCAGGGCUGCACUAUCCCGCGUGUUUACAGAGGCGGAUACAAAGCACAGACUGCAGUGCUGGGAAGAACUCUCUCCAGGGCUCCAGCAGCUGCCACGGCAGUAACCCUGACCUUAGGCAGUUGUAUCGCUGUGAUAAACCAGUGGCAUUUGGGUACCAUGACAAAACUGCAGAUCAAGACUUGAGGACUUCUUCUUGGACUAAACAGUUUGAUAGACCUUCCAGAUUUAAUCCUCAGGACUUGAGUAGAAGCCAGAAAUCCAUCAAGAAGGAAAGUUCUUCAGAAACCAGUCAGAAGGCACAAAGCAGGCAUUGUGUGGACAGUAGUAGCUCAAGUAUUCAAAAUGGAAAGUGCAUGCUGAAUCCCAGCUUGGUUUCAGGGCCGUGCCAGAUAAAUAAUGGAAGUCUAAGCCCAGAAAGGCCUAUUGGUGAGACCCCUUUCUCAGUGCCUCUUCAUCCCACGAAGAGACCUGCAUCAAACCCACCGCCUGUCAGCAACCAGGCCACAAAAGGUAAACGUCCAAAAAAAGGAAUGGCAACAGCCAAACAACGUCUUGGGAAGAUCCUUAAAUUGAACAGAAAUGGCCAUGCACGUUUCUUUGUGUGACAGCCUCCAUGGCAGUCUCUCUCCUUUGGAGGCCAGUCUUGGGCUGUGGAAACCUGGAGUUUGCGCCGUCCCCUGCCUGGAGCAGUUUGUGUGUACAGUAAGAAUACUGCCCGAAGAACGGAACGAACCAGCUGCUGCCUUUCACUGUGCCACACCCACAGCAAUAACCCUUUGGACCUGGUGGGGGAGAGGAAGAAGGAGGGUAGAACCUUAAAAAGAGACCUUGAACUGGAAAGGGGUCUCUUGUCAGGGCUUGAAUUUAAUUUUGUUGUUGGUAGUGUCUUGAUUUAUUUUCAGUAGUAGGAUAAAGAAUUAUCAAUAAUUUAUUUAACAGAUUUUUUUUUUAAAGUUAACAGCUUUUAAAUCCUUUCUUUUUUUAAAGCUAUUUAUUUGGAAGAUUUCUGGAGAAAUAUCUCACUAAUUUAGAUUUAAGAAUGUGAAGGUUUUUAAAUUAUUUUUGAUAGUGUGUGUUACAUGUGGGAAGAGCCACAGUAACAGUAGCUAGUCUGGACUCUUAAAUUUGAUAUUCAGGUUAAAGUCUUAAACAGGGAUUUGAUGCAUUAAUUAUUUUAAAUUAAGAUGUAUAUGAAAUCAUUUUAUUUUAUAUAUUUCAUGUGUUUUUUAUAAGCUAUUAGCUUCGCUUUUGCUAACAUCCAAGGUGCAUACUGUUAUCCAGGUUGAUUCCCUUACACCCCACCUUUCCACUGCAAGCCCCGCCCCCGACGUAUUGAGAUGACCCCAGACUCUUCGCAGGGAAACACCUUAAUAGCCAAUGCUAAGAACCACAUAAGAGUCUUCGUUUCUUGUUUCUUUUGACAUUGUGGUUUUCUUCUACAUGUGGAGAAAUAGGCUUGUUCCAUUUUCAUUUCUCCUGAUAUCUAGGUCCCAAAGAGAACAGCUUUAAUAUCUUUUUCCUACUAAUGGGGAAAGUAUAAGUUUGGUUAAAAUGUCACGUUUAUAGUUUUUUCAAAAACCUUUAUAAUUACAGAGGGCCUUCUUCAUACUGCUGGUGUUGGAAGAGCCAACAUCUACCACAGGUUAUAUCUUACCAUGCUUUUAUUAUCUAGACAUAAUUUUUUUUAGAAAUACAAUUUGAUUUAGGAUGUUCAAAUCUGCAUAAAAGCCGUAAUACAAUAGGACUAUACUAUAUUAAGUUGUAUAGAAGCAAGCAUGUUGGAAUAGAUCGGGGUGUGUGUGUGUGUGUGUGUGUGUGUGUGUGUGUGUGUGUGUGUGUUUAAUUUCUGAACAAUUAUUUCAACACAUAUUUGGAGUAAAAUGGGUGCUUUUUGCAGUUUCUUCCAUCUGUCUUGGCUAGUAGCAUAUGGAGGUUAAGUGUCUGGUUGAGCUUUAGUUAAGAUAAUAAUUUAUAUCCUUUAUGUACAACUUUUACUAAAUGCAAGUUUUCAGUUGCUUGUAAUAGUUUUUAGUCUCUUUGAGUCUCCCUAUUUUCCCCUCAUGGCAUUAAAAUAAAUUGAUACUGGGGGUCUGAUGGUAUUAUAUUUUACAAAUUCCUACAAAGACAAUAUAGGCAAAUAAUAUGAACUAUAUUUUUCUGGAGAAAUAUGGCUGUAUAAUGGAUUUUUGUCUUUCUCACUCAGCAAGGUAGCUGGACUUUUCCUUCUGCACUAAGCAUUAAGUUGUAAGAAAAGAAUUAUGUACCUUUCAUAGUUGCAUUCAAAACAUGUAUUUCCAAAGAGAAAUAUUUCUUAUUCUGUGUCUUGUAUUGAAGGGAUAAGGAAGUUACGAGUUCACCUUUUUGGUCCAGAUUGUUUGGACCAAAGUUUCGGUUCAUUUUGGUUGUCAGGAUAGGAUUUUUGUGGCAUUCGUGGUAUCUGUAGACGCCUCCCUAACCCUGCCUAGUAGAGAGAGGAAUGCAGUCCAGGCACUGGCUAUAUCUCAGGAUGCAAAACUCUGGAUUGAUGGCCCUCACCUCCCCACACUGGAUCACUGUGAUGUCUUUGUCUCUGUUUUAUUUUAGAACACACACUUGUAUUUUGGGUUAAGAAAUAAGCAGCAUCAUUUCUUUCUUCAGUUACAGUGAUUUAGAUUUUUUUUUUUUAAACAGCUCAAGUAGUUUAGCUACUUUUUUUGUCAUAAAAAUUAAAACUUAUUUUUUAUGAAUUAAGACUGUGGCCAGUUUCCACCCUGUAUCUUUAGGCUCAUAAAACUAAUUUUGAGUUGCCAGUAUUUGGAAUUUUUAGGUAACUGCUGUGGGUUUUUUUUUUUUUUUUGAUCAUUUUGACCCAUAACUGACUAAAUCACAAAACUUUUAGCAAGUUAAUACAGCCACUAAGAAAGAAUCCAUGUGUCUUUUCUGAGUUGAUAAAAAUUCAGCCACGUAGGCAGUGACUUUUCUUGUCAGACCUCUUACAUAGUUCUCCAACUUGAUGUGUCCUUUUAUCUCAUAGAAAUGGCUGGACUUUGAGGUGUGACUACUGCUAGGAUCUGGGCUCAACAGUUAUAAGUAAUCUGACUUAUAGUAUACUAUAGCUUAAAUAAGAAGACGGCAGCGGUAAUACUUAGUUAUAAGCAAAUAAAAUUUGUGAAGUUGAGAACUAAUGAUUUAGUGUGCAGCUUUGAUAGCAGUAGUGACCCUGUUGUAAUUGAGCUAAGUGACCCUUAACCUGGAAUCUACUGUACUGUAAUUCACAACAGUAUAUAAUAUCAUGCUCUCUAGUAUUGGUGAAUGAUUAACAAUACAAAACUGGCAGCUUUGUACUUCAGGAUCUACAUCGAAAUUUGUAAAUUUCAUUUUUGAAGCACACAAAAUUGAACCAUCUACUGAAACCAUAAACUCAGAGGUGACAAGUCCAUCUGUAUCACUAGUUUAAAUACUUAGCUUAAUACUUAAAUACUAGUCGAAUGCUAUUCUUGUUUUACUAAUCCUAAUGAAUUCCUUUUCUAUGUAUUUUACUGUAUUUAUUAAUAUGAGAUCAGCAGGAAUUUAUCAGACAUCUUCUGUGAGCCCAGAACUAGUUAGUACUGUAGAGGAUCUCAAUUUUAGUUUUAGUCUGCCUUUGAAGGUGUGUCUUCUCCAGAGUGUUACCAGUAUUGUUUUCAUUUCAAGCACACUUGAGCAGAAGGUGAAUCAUUGGUAAAGAGAACAGAACAGGAAAAAAAAAAAAACAAAAACAAAAAAACCAGUCUAAUUUCAUUAGUUUCAACUGAGACGCACCAUUAUAGAAAUGGGGGGGGGGUGUUUAAAAAAACAAACAAGCCAAAAAAAGACCUCUCUUCUUUAGUAUUUAAGAAAAUCCCACAAGUUAGUAAUUUUUGUUGGUAAUAAAGGGUGUGACAGUGUGGCAAAGCUUGGAAAGGAGCAAAAAGCCUGCAUUUUGGUCCAUGUUCUGCCAUUUAUGUCAACUAAGCAACCCUGAAUCAGUAAAUUAUUCUGAGUUUUAUUUCUAAGCCCUUGUUAUUUGUAAGUUUUGAGUAAAAAAAUACUUAAUGAUACUCAGUGAACUAGCAUUCUUUAACUAUUAUGUCAGUUAGUUAAGUUACAACUGAUAGUUGAGUAUACCUUUAGAGAAAUCUAUAGAGGAAACUGCUUUUAUUCAUCACAUUUGAUAUCUUAUGUGUAAAACCAUCCUAACAAGGUGCUGAAUUAGAAUCAGGUUUUAUGCUUGAAGUGAAAAAAAAAAAAAGGUUUGUGAACAGAAGAGGAAGAGCUUUUAUCAAGUUAGUGGUGAUUGUGUUGUACAACAGAAAAGCUAGCUUUACGUUUCUUUCAAAGAGGAAAUUAGUACUGUUUUCCAGAUUUGGCAUACUCUUCAGGCUCAAAAGUUAAAGUGAGUGAUGAAUGUAAAAUGACUUGGCAGCCAGCCGUGGGACUGUGGGAAAGGUAAGGUGACUGGGAGCUCAGCAAAGGCAGCUGUGGGUUGGGCACUGGGGAGGGAAAGUAGCUGGGGGUAGUGUGGAUCUGGGCCACGGCUGGGCGUGUCUAACAGAGUGAGUGUGCUCUGAAGCGGCGAGGCAGUCCCUGAGAGCUGGUGGAAUUGCUCAUAGAAAGAACUGUUAUAGCAAAUGGGAAUUCCUAGUUUUCACACGGAGAAAUAAGAAACUUAAUAAUGCAAAUUUAAAACUGCUCUCAAAAAUUCACCUUUCCCAUUAUAUAUUAAACUAUCACUCUCCGUGUAAGAGACAAGGCCUUGCCUUUCAUGUGUAAGGCCUUGGGUUUUAUCCCUAGUACUACAAAGAGAACAAGAGGAGCGAAGGCUUUCAGACUGUUAAUCUAAUACAGACUGUUUUAUCUAAUACAAUCUCAAAAAAAUUGCCUAGGGAAAGCUAGUCUAUUGAGUAUUACUAUAGUGACCAAUGUAACUGAGAUAGGAGAAAGAUUUGCCUAGGGACACACAGUGGCUUUGAGAUUUCUGGUACUUUGUUUCCUUACACAGACUCUGUUCUUUGACACUGCAGCCUCUGCUUAUUUGUGGAUGCUGUCCAUAUAUGUUCUUGAAGCUAGACAGAAAGAACAAUUGGUCUACGCCCUAACCUGCUGUUGAGCAUAAUUAACCUCAUACUUAUUACAAACCUUUCCUUUAUUUUCUCUCAUGCCAUAAGUGAAAUAUUUGAAAACUUUCUAUAAGCAUUUUUAAAAAGCAAAUGUCUAUUUCCAAAGCAGCUGGCAUAUCAUCACUCCCAUGGUUUAGUUCUCUGUAGUAAGUCUCCCCUUUUUACUGGGGAAGAAGCAAGUAACACUCACUGGAGAAGCCCUUAGGUCCCAUUACCCUUGGUGCCCUUUUAGUUUCUUAAGGCUUUGUCUUAACUGUGACAUUAAACUUUUUGCUUAAAAUCUUUUAAAGGAUGUAUCCAAUGAUUCUUAAACAGACUGACCUGCUCUGCACUAUUCAUUAAUGAAACCCUGGCUACCGCGUAGCCCUUGACCUCCAAGUAGUUUACCUAUGCAAGACCUGUGACACUCUAAUUCACUUUCCUUCGUUACAGAAAGCAGUCAUAGAGUAACUUAAUCAUAAAAGGUUUGUCUUCAGUGAGGCUUUUUUCUUUUCAAAAUAAAUCAGCUAUUUUCCCUCCAUAUUUUUUUACCAAAACAAUUAUCAUAAGUGCUAGAAUAUAUACUAUUUUGCAGGAAUAAAAUAACCAAGACAUAUGCUUAUAUUUCUUUGGUAGAUUUUGUUUGGUAAGAAAUUCCAGCAUUAACUGUAGAGUUGAUUCUUUGCCUAGAACAAUUUUUUUCCUCCUAAGAUUCAUAAGUAACAUUUUCACGAAGCAUGCAUAUAACUUACACAAUAUAGUCAGGGACCUGAGGUGUAACUUUAUAAGUGAACCCAAGGUUAUUUUAUCUUGCAAAAGAAACGUAAACCAAACUAAGGGCCUUACAGUUCAUGGUUAGAGUGAAUUAAAUGCUGUAACCUCAGUUUUUCCAAAAGCAGCUCUUGACUGCACAGGUGAGUCAUGCAGUUGUUAAGUAUGAAAUAGCACUGAUAGGAAAUGCAUGCGCAUCUUUGCAGACUGUAUUUCCUUUGGAAAAGACUUUUCUACUUUUAAUAUAAUUAAGCCAUAACAGUUUCAUGCUGUGGAAAGGAUGAAAAGGUUCAUUUUAAGAGAUUAUAUAGUAUGGACUUUCACAUUUAUUGUGAAACAUCUAACUUUGCCAGUGUUUCAGCAAGUUUUUCUUUUGUGGUGGUGGAGGGUGGUAAAGGGGAGGGGUAAGUAUUGGUUUUAGGGGUUGUAACUCUGUGAAAUUUGAAGACAGGACAGUUGUUGGCUAUGGUACUUACUAGUUUUGUAGUAAUGUUUUGCUAGCCUGACUUUCCUUACUGGUUUUUAUGUCCAUGGUCCCUGGUGACUGUUACUCUUACUGUUUGGUAGUGUCUCAUCUGUGUGUAGGCAGUGUGUGUGUGCACAUGUGUGGCUUUGACUACAGAAACCCUGAGUGACAACAGAAUGGGUGUGGCUGGAAUGGGAUGCUGAAGCUUUAAGAGCAUUUGUUUUUAUUCACAACAGUAUUUCCCAUCUUUUGCCUGCAGGCAGGGAAAGUGUACAGUAUUUAUUUCGUUCCUGUUUUACUCUGAAUUUGUAAGUCAUUAAGUAGCUUAUAUUAUUAUAGGGGAAGACAAGUGACUUGCUUAAAGUUGUAUUUAGAAUUCUUACUUCCUAAUUUCUGUAUUUUUAAAUAUUGAAAUUAAAAUUGUAUUACUUCUGUUUUGAUUUUUUUU